Molecule: messenger RNA, 2464 nt
Organism: Struthio camelus australis
Lineage: Eukaryota; Metazoa; Chordata; Aves; Struthioniformes; Struthionidae
Source: RefSeq, a predicted model, not a curated record
AUGCCCCCAGCCGAGUGCCUCUGGAAAGGCCCCAUCCCAGCGGGAACGGGCUCAGAGGUCGGGCGGCAAGUGGCCCGGGCCCCUGCGGCCAGGCCAGUGGAGUCCGCCUGCAGCUCGCUCACCAAGGCGGGCAGCAAAUGCAGCCAGCUGGCCAGCGAACCGCAGUGCGGGAAGGUCGGGAAGCCCAAGCAGGUCCUCUCCCUGUCCCCAUCCACCUCUCCGGACAGCAUAGCCAGGCACCACUCUGCACUGCUGUCCCAGGAUGACAGUGGCAGGGGCCCGUUGCCGCUCCUGCGCCCAGGGAAGUACGUGGCCAUCGACUGUGAGAUGGUGGGCACCGGCCCUCGGGGGAAGCUGAGCGAGCUGGCACGGUGCACCGUGGUGAACUACGAGGGGGAUGUUGUCUAUGACAAAUACGUCCAGCCCGAGCUCCCCAUCGUGGACUACCGGACGCGCUGGAGUGGGAUCACGAAGCAACACAUGAAGAAUGCAAUUCCUUUCAGGGCUGCUCAGGCAGAGAUCCUGAAGAUCUUGAAAGACAAGAUUGUGGUAGGACACGCCAUCCACAAUGACUUCCAAGCCUUGAAAUACUUCCAUCCAAAAGACAGGACUCGAGACACCAGCCGGAUUCCUUUGCUGAACCAGAAGGCAGGAUUCCCUGUUAAAGUCAGUGCCUCUCUCAAGAGCUUGGCCAAGCACCUGCUCCACAAAAAGAUCCAGGUCGGCCACAAAGGGCAUUCAUCGGUGGAGGAUGCGCAGACAACCAUGGAGCUUUACAGACUGGUAGAGGUGCAGUGGGAGAAGGAGCUGGCCAGCAGCCUGCCCCCCAGGCCUCCCAGCCCCAUUGCAGACAGCAGCACAGACAGCGACCAGUACAUGGAUGACCAGUACUGGCCCUCAGACCUGAACACAGAUAGCCUAUGAAGGGCGACAGCUUCUCCUCCGUGUGUUUUGAGACAUCCUGGUGCCUUCAGCUAUUAAAAGCAGAGGUGGCUGCUGGUGCCUGUGUGGUGGUCUUUGGGGUGCUUCCUUCCCCUAAGGCUUGUACCCCAAAUGCUCUGCCCAGCAGUGGUGUCUCAGUACGGACGAUGAUGCGGUUGCUUCUGUCACCACCCAGCCAGUGCUGAGGGAAACACAGGUGGCAGUGCUGGGAAGUCAGACACCCCUGGCACUGCCAGUUCGGUGGGAGUAUUUGGGGAUGGAAAAACGGUUGCACUUUGGAACUCCUGUAGCUUUGGACCUGCCAGAUCCCUCCCUGGCUUUGUUGUGAUUUUUUUGACAUCUGAGAAUCCCCUUAGGAGGUGUGAAGUGUCUCUCGGGCAGAGGUGGUUGGGGGACCUCCGUGCUCCCAAGUUCUGCCUGAUUACCCUUAGGCUUUCCAAAGGAAGUGCUGGGGAGGUUGUUCCCUUCCUUGCCUUUGGCCCCUGUGGCAUGUAACCCCAUCCUUCCCCCAGCCCAGGUCAGGUAGGACAGAGCACCCUGGCCUCUGGGACAUGGUGGGCCACUGUGUACCCCUUCCCUCCUGAGCCAGCCUGUACCUCGGGGCACCGGCUGCGGCAGGCUGCAACCUUGGUGAUGGUCAACCACAACCAUCCUGUGGGAGGGAGAAUGGGCAGAUCCAUGCUCUGUGGCCACAGCAGUUGGCUGCCUGCUGUCGGAGGCUGUCAGCCAGGGAUCUUGGAGUCAUACACCAUGAUCUCCUGCCUGUGCCCCCUCCCCAUGGUUGCUUUCACUUGGGGAGGGAUAUGUUUAGUGUUGCUCUGGGUACCUCAGGGCGGCAUCUCCCCAAAACACUGUCUGCAGCCUCUCGCUGUCACAUGAGAGCCUUUCCACAGGAAAGUGUUGUAGCUGGGCUGUGUUGAUUUGUCACUCAGUGCUCUGGGAUGACCAGGGCCACAGCACCAGCUGGGAAGACCCCCUGUGAGCAUGCGAUGGCUGUGGUGGUGGGCUAGGACUGUCAGGGGACCUAUAUAUGAUGCCCUCUCAGAGGGCAGGAAGAGAAGCCCUCCAUGGUGGUGGGCAAGUGACUAGUCUUGCUGCUAAUUUCUUACCUCUUCCCUGAAUCUGUAGUGUUGAACAGGACCUCGCUGUGACCCUGUGAAAUGGUCAGAAGGAAAAGCAGUGUUUCCUUCUUCCUGAACAUGCAGCCACGUGGGCCAAUUAUUUCAGAAUUGUGGAAGAAUUCAAGUUGGCAGGGAUUUCUGGAAGUCAUCUAGUCCAUAAUGUACAUCACAGCCUUAGUACAGCAGUUUAUUGCUGUCUUGCUGACACUGAAAAACUGCGGACCAUCCAGGGCCAGUUAAAUGACUAGUUUUCUUCCCACCUUCAUUUCACAAUGAAGGCCAAAAAAAAAAAAAAAGUCCAGGUUUAAUCAGUGUCUAAUUCCCCCCAAGACACAAUAGGAUGCACUGGAUUUUAAACAGAGUAUUCGUACAUUUGUCAAAUUGUGAAUUAAAAAUCAUUA